Molecule: messenger RNA, 11456 nt
Organism: Podarcis muralis (Common wall lizard)
Lineage: Eukaryota; Metazoa; Chordata; Lepidosauria; Squamata; Lacertidae
Gene: CECR2
Product: CECR2 histone acetyl-lysine reader
Biological process (GO): chromatin remodeling; single fertilization
Cellular component (GO): CERF complex
Molecular function (GO): protein binding
Source: RefSeq, a predicted model, not a curated record
CAUACAAAUACUGCUCCUCCUCCCCCGCGCGCCCUGCCGGCGAGACCCCGCCCCCUGCUCGCGCAGACACGCCUUCUUUCUCCUUUCGGACCCCGCCUCUCACCGUCGCGCGCUCGACAACCGUCCCCCCGUCGCCGCCACCCUCCUCGCAUCGCAUCCGCACGAGUCGCUCUCACCCGCCCCCAGCGCCCUUUCCCCCCCUUCCUAAGCCCCAUCUGUUUCCCCGGCUGGUUGAAGCGCAGUUUCUCCUCCUUUUAUAUAUAUAUAUAUAAAAUAAUAUCUAUAGAUAUACAUUGUAUGGACGGGGCAGUAGCGGCGACCUGAGGUGAAGGUGGAAGAUGGGUCCGUGUGGCGGCAGCCUCCAGCAGCAGCGCCGCCCCCGCCUGCCUUAGAGACCCGCGAGCAGGCGAGGGAGGAGGAGCAGGAGGCGGCGGCUGAGGAGGCGCCAGCCCGGACAAGCCCCAUGCGGAGGAGUCGGCGCGGAGGGGGCAGCUGCGGCUGCUGAGAGAGGCUGAGGGCGAGAGAGAGAGAAAAAGAGAGUCCUUUCGGUCGGGGUGGGGAGGAAAAGGAGGAGACCCACCCCCUGGUUCUUUCGCGGCGGACACCGGCAAAGCAGCGGUCUCUGAGGGGCGCUGGGGAAAGGGGCGAUGUGCCCGGAGGAGGACGGUGGUUGUGGUGGCGGCGGCGGCGGCGGAGGAGUGGUGGUGGUCUCGGCGGCUGCUACUGCUGCUUCUGCCGCUUCGGCAGCCGCGAGCGGAGAUCCGGAGGGGACGUCGGCGGCAGCGACGUCGGCGGCGGCCGGUCUCUUGAGCGAGCUGCGCUCUUGGUGGGAAGUGCCGGCCAUCGCUCACUUCUGCUCCCUCUUCAGGACCGCUUUCCGACUGCCCGACUUCGAGAUCGAGGAACUUGAAGCAGCUCUUUACAGUGAUGAUGUGGAGUUCAUCAGUGAUCUGAUUGCCUGUCUUCUUCAGGGUUGUUACCAGCGCAGUGACAUUACGUCUCAGACAUUUCAUGGCUACCUGGAGGACAUUAUCAACUAUCGCUGGGAACUGGAGGAAGGGAAGCCCAAUCCCUUACGAGAAUCUACUUUCCAAGAGCUACCCUUGCGCACUCGUGUGGAGAUCUUGCACCGCCUUUGUGAUUACCGACUUGAUGCUGAUGAUGUCUUUGACCUACUCAAGGGUUUGGAUGCAGAUAGCCUUCGGGUGGAACCGCUGGGUGAGGAUGGCAACGGUGCCCUCUACUGGUAUUUCUAUGGCACUCGUAUGUACAAAGAGGAACCCAUGAAACCAAAUGGAGAAAUGCCUUCAGACAGGGGAUGUGGGAUACAGACAAGCACUCAAAGCAUUCCUGGAAAAAUAGUAAAAAGACGAGGGCGACCUCCAAAACGAAAGAAACUACUGGAGGAGAAUCUCUUAAGAGAGAAGGCAGAAGAAAACGCACUUGUGUGUGAGUCACAGAUGAGAAAUGGUUCUCAAGGACCAGGUCAUGGAACAUGGUGGCUGCUAUGUCAGACAGAAGAGGAGUGGAAGCAGGUCACAGAGAGCUUCCGAGAGAGAACAUCUUUAAGAGAGAGGCAGCUUUACAAGCUCCUGAGUGAAGAUUUCCUGCCAGAGAUCUGCAACAUGAUUGCACAAAAGGAGAAACGUCUGCAGCGAAUGGAGUUUUCUCCUCGGUGGAUGUCUGAUCGUCAGCACAUAAAGCCAAUAAGGCAAGAGGUGACUCCUGUGGCGCUCAGCAGAAUGGAGAAGCAGAGACGACGGGAAGAGGAGGAGGAACGUCAAAUCCUUCUGGCAGUUCAGAAGAAGGAGCAAGAACAAAUGUUGAAGGAGGAAAGGAAACGAGAAAUGGAGGAGAAAGUCAAGGCAGUGGAAGAACGAGCCAAGAGAAGGAAGCUCCGAGAAGAGCGGGCAUGGCUGCUUGCCCAGGGAAAGGAACUUCCCCCAGAGCUUUCUCACUUGGAUCCCAGUUCACCUGCUAGGGAGGAGAGGAAGACCAAGGACCUUUUUGAAUUGGAUGAUGAGUUCACUGCCAUGUACAAAGUUCUCGAUGUAGUGAAGGCUCACAAGGACUCCUGGCCAUUCCUGGAGCCAGUUGAUGAAUCCUAUGCCCCAAAUUACUACCAAAUUGUUAAGGCUCCCAUGGAUAUAUCUAGCAUGGAGAAGAAGCUAAAUGGAGGCCAAUACUACACCAAGGAGGAAUUUAUGGGUGACAUGAAGACCAUGUUCAGGAACUGCCUUAAAUACAAUGGUGAAAAUAGUGAAUACACUAAAAUGGCUUAUAACUUAGAAAGAUGCUUCCACCGGGCAAUGAUGAAGCACUUCCCUGGAGAAGAUGGGGACACAGAUGAUGAGUUCUGGAUCAGAGAAGAUGGGAAGCGAGAGAAAAGAAGCCGUCGGACUAUACGUUCCAGCACAGGGAAUGUUUGGACUCGAUCCAGAGACUCUGAAGGACCUGGCAAGAGACAACAGCAUGUGCAAAAUGGAGGAAAACUUCCACCUCACAAGGCGAAACAUAGAGUGCCUACUUCUUCCUCUUCUUCCUUCUUCUCUGCCGAGGGUCCAAGUAGUAGUUCUAUUCAUCCCUCUGGAGAAGUGGCCUCUUCCAAUGGCCGAGGUUUCCUGAGCUCACAUAGCUAUGGUGGAAUGCCCAACCGUGUAUCCCAUCCAGGGCAGAUGAGACCAGCAGUGCCAGGACCAUUUGGCUCUUUGCAUGGGUCUGAUCCAGCAAAACCAUAUGGGUCACCACGAGUACCAGAACCACACCCUGGUGAGCCAGGUCAGCAGCAUCAGCACUUUGUCAUGCAGCCUACAGUUGGAUUGAAUGAUCCCAGAGGACAUCGGCUUCCUGCUCCAGAGAAGCAGGUAUGUGCAGGACCAAUGCACGUCUCCACAAUAGGACCACAGCCUGGAUCCCUUCAACUUGGUCGGAUGGCAGGUCCUCCCUCAGAUGCCAGUAUGUAUUCCCCUGCACAAUUUCAGCAAGGAUUCCCUUCUCCAAGGCACAAUGGACCCCCUACAAGACAAACAGAGACCUCAGAGGUUCCCCCUGGACAUGUCUACAGGCCCUAUAAGUACCUAAACCGUGCACAUCCUGCUGUGUGGAAUGGAAGCCAUGAUACAGUAAACCAGAUGACCUUGGGAGUAGACAAGCGACCCUCAAUGGGUCCGCCUCGUGCGUUGAGCCACAUGAUGGACCCUCAGGUACUGAGACCACCUUUGCCACCUAAUCAGUGGACUGAGCAAUCCAAUUUCCUACCUCAUGGAGCUCCACCCUCAGGAUAUAUCCGACAACCAGGAAAAGGCCCUGGUCAGAGAAUGCAGCAGCAGCUACCAGCCUCAUUAUUUGGGCCUCCCACACAAAUGCCAAGAGGAACCCAAGGUGGGGAUUCCAUGAUGGACAGUCCAGAGAUGAUUGCCAUGCAACAGCUGUCCUCCCGGGUAUGCCCACCUGGUGUGCCUUACCACCCCCGUCAGCCUCCUCCCCCCCACUUGCCUGGACCAUUUCCACAACUGGCCCAUGUAGCAUCUAUGAACAUUCAACCUCCAAAAACAGUUUUAGGGAAUGGGAACUCUCAGGACACCAGCCAGACAGUUGAUUCAGAGAACAACCAAGUGAACCCUCCACCAGGAGUGGAAGAGAAAGCCCAGUGUAUUGGCCUUCCAGAGGGCACAUACCCCAAGCUGCUACCUCAUUCCAAGCUUCCCUUGCAAAUGGAUUGCUCCAGGCAGACCCAGGAAGGGGAGGGUGUUGAUUCUGGAACUAAAAAUGAUCCAAAAGCAACACAGAGCAAGAGCACAUGGCCAGCGGAGAGUAACUACACAAGUUCAGCAGCCCAAGGAUGUGCGCAGGACAUUGUAACAGCGACAGAAAGGGGGCCUGUGCCUGAAAAUGGUGCUAUAGGUGAUGGACCAUCCACUGGCACUGAAGGGAAAACAGUGGCUGCUAAUAUAAUGGAGAAGUCGCGUUGCACUGGGGGGAAAAACGUGCUGGAAGCAACUGUGCCUUGCGUGGGACAGAGCACCAAUACUCCUGCUGCCAUGGAUAGCAGUCCGGCAGGAGGCACCUCUGGCCAGUUUGCCCCUCUCUACAUGCCCAAUUUGGAGUAUCCAAAUUCAGCAGCACGCUAUCACAUCAAUCCAGGACUGCAGGGAUUUAAUCCUAUGAUGGGAGGGAAACCCCACCCAGUAUCCCAUUCUCAACAUUUUUCUGCCCGAGGCUUUCAGCCUAGUAACAGUCCCCAUGGGGUUUUCCCUCGUUACCGUUCCCACCAGGGCAUGCCAUACCCUUACCAGCCUCAACCUCCUCCUUCCUAUCACCACUACCAGCAGCCUCCUUACUAUCCUUGUCCACAGGGAUAUUCAGACUGGCAGAGGCCUUUCCCUCCCCAGUCCAGUCCCACUGGUCAUCCACCUGGUCCAUCACCUCUGGCCAGGCCUCCUUUCUCAGACAGAGCGACCAUGGGCAGCGGCAUGCAGGGCUGUGAAGUGCUUACCACUUCUUUGGCUUCCCCAAACCGAAUGGACAUGGCAAGCACCAAAGAGGUUCCCAGCAGUGGGCAAGAGCUGCCACCCGAGGCUGAGAAAAUGGAUGAAUCCCAAGAGAGGCCUGAGAGUCCCAAAGAGUUUCUUGAUUUGGACAACCACAAUGCAGCCACCAAGAGACAGAGAUCAGUUGCAGCAGGAGAAUACCUGUAUAGUUCACCACCACCCAUGAGUUCUUCUGGGCUUGGGUUUGGUCCCUCUGCUUUCCCACCGCACAGUGUCAUGCUGCAGACAGGGUCACCUUAUGCACCACGACAUCCCACCGGUCACUUCCAGUCCAGAGCUUAUGGGUCACCUGUGAAUGCUCACUUGGCACAUCUUCCAGCCACCAAUCAAGCCAAUGGUCUUGCUCACGAGGGACCUCUUUACCGCUGCCAGGAAGAGAAUGUGGGGCACUUUCAGGCCUUAAUGAUGGAACAGACAGGACGUGGAGGUGGCAUGGGGGGACUGUCUCCAGAUAUGUAUAGAACAGCAGGAAUGCACAUGCACCAGCCACAAUCCCCAUUCUUAAAGGUGCCUACCACAACACCAGCCCGGGAAGACCCUCCAGCACAAAAAACACCGGCAUUGCCUCUGGAUCAAAGUUAGUCUAAGGCUGGAAGGAUUUGAUGGAGAUGAGAGCCACAUAUGAGUGGAUGAGGGCAAAGGGAAAUAUACUUUCUACACUCAUCUUCUUUCCCAGAAGCAUCUCUUUCCAAGGUCUGGUGGAAUAGAGCACCUCAUAGGACUGUCGCAAUGACACAGAGGGAGCAACUUGAUCUAAUGACAUAUUUCUCACCAGAGACUUAGGUUUCAUUAAGAGUUUAAAGGGGCUCUGUUUGAGGAGCUUGAAAUUUCAUGAACUGCUGAAACUCAGGUAUAUUUUUCAGGGUGAAAGACAGGAGGCUAUGGAAAGUACUUGUAUUAAUAUGUGUGUUUGGAAUGGAAUCCAGUUUACAUAUUUUUUUUUAACCUGUUGCCUUUUAAAAGAAAAAAUAUUUCUGUUGGUGAAUGUAUUGUACAUUAUUAGGGUGGGAGUGGUAGGCCUCAAAUGUUGUGGACAUAGCACUGGGAUGAUCAUAAUAUGUUUACAAUCAUGUCACAUUGAAAUCCUUCAGGAGUGGGUAGAUGCAGGAAAUAAUUUUUUUCUGAUUUUUUUUUAUCAACACCACCUAUUGGUUACCUGGGGCUAAGGCAUUGCCUGGCAACUGGCCACAGGUGUUGCUCAGGAGAAAUCAGUGUUCCCCAAUCUUGCCCUUGAAUUGUAUGCACUGCUAGUUCCUGCCACUAUUGGAACUAGGAAACCAGCAAACUAGAAUUUCCAGAAAUUUGGAAAUCUUGUUUAGAAUUGUAGCAGCCUUUUCGCAAACAUUUCUGACUGGGAAUAAUAGUUACCCUGUCAUACACCCAAGCUGAGAUUAUGGGGAUAAGAAAAGAGAAUGUUGUUACAUGUAAUGCCAAUGUUUUCAAAGAUCUCUUUAAAGACGCUAGAACCGGAGACAAAGGCCUGUGAGAAUAUUACAGAAGGGUUUCUUAUGCAGCAUCUGUGAUGCUUUCAGUGGCACCUAGAAUACAAUAAUAUGGCGUUCUGAUUUGUCUUAAGUAUGUGGCUCUCGCCAGGCCUGGACACACGUUCAGUCAGAGUGUGAACAUUUUCACUAGGCACUACUAUAUUCUGUUGAUGGAUGCCAUAGGUCUGCCCAUUUGUUUACUUGGAUUGUGCCUGGAGUGAGCUUCAAUGUAUAUCCUAAGUGCUCACUCCCUCGUCUCACUGUGUGUAGAAGUUAGUGACUGAACAGGAAAAAUUCCAUGUUUAUUUGAGCUCCUCUGUGCCCAUGGAAAGCAGAGAAAGGAGCAUGUGAGCCAGAAAUCUAUUCUCAUUCUCAUGUCUAGUACAAGUAGCAAGUAAAAAAGGACCACGGCCACAUCUCCAGUGGCAGUUCCAGCUAACCUAAUACAAUUAGAGUACACAGCUCAUGGACAGUCAUUUUCAAAGGAAAAAAACAGACGCUGGCACCUAGGCCCUGAAAUAAUUUUUCAAACUUACGUUUUUUGUUUCAAACAACACUUCCCCUACUGAUUUUCUCCUUCCCACGAAUGAAUUUAUAUUAGUUGUGGUUUUUUUAAAAUAGAACUCUAGCCCAGAGUCAUAGCCUCAUUGCAGGCAGUUAGUCUGUUGCCUGAUAACUUCAUAAACUAGAGAAGAAAAAUUCCCAUUCCUUGUAUAGCAGAUGUGGCUGGCUGCUGGCUUUGCAGAAGUUGUUCCACUACCUCCCAUCAGUCCCAGUCAACAUGGCCAACAUUCAAGGAUGGUGGAAGCUGUAAUCCCAACAUCUGGUGGGCCACAAGUUAGCAUAGUAUUCUCCCCUCCCCCCAAAAAAUCAGGAAUACAUUCCAAAUCCGUAGUCAUUUUAGUCUGUGAAACAAACAAACAAAAGAAUAAUGUUGUGGCACCUUAUAGAUUCACUGGUUUGUCGUGAGAUAUACUUUAGAGAGCAAUGAGCACACUUUCAUUAGAACUGUGAAGCAGGUUAUUGCAUGUGAAAGCUUGUGUGUGCAAUGAGCUUGUUAGGUUGGGUUUAAAUGAUCUACAUGAGCUUAUUAGCACAUUGGAGUUAUGAGAUAGCUUCUAGUAUCUACAGUAAUGUCCGAUGAGGGUAGGACUCUGUUGCUCUCCUGGUUUCCCAACAGAGCAGGUCUCUGGCACUUGCUGAGAGGGGAGGUGUGAGGUGUGGGGAACUUAGUGUGAUUUAUGGUGGCAGGAGCAGCAGAUUGGCUCAGAAGAGUAGCAGAGUCCCACAAACUGCUACUCAGUAUCUGUAAAUAUAUGGAUGUUAGUGGCUCCUAGGAAGGCAUUGUAAUAGGAUAGUGGUGUUCUUUCUUUUAAAAGUUGAUGGGAAGCUUUUGCUAUUUCCCAGUUCCUGUUCUGUCGUAAUUUUGGCAUGAGUGGUUGAAUAAUAAGUGUGUGAGCCUUUUGGAUGGCGAAGAUAGAUGAGUGGCACAGCUGCAGAUGGACUGAUAAUGGGCUUCAAAGCUUGUGCUUCUUGUAAUGAAAGAACUAUCUCAAGCAAUAACCUCCCCACUUCUACCCAUCUGUAUCUGUUUAAGAUACAGAUGGGGUGCCACACAUUCUGGCCCCGCAGGACCCCUGCCUUCCAUGUGGAAGAAACCUUUUUUAAAGAGGCACAUAAUGACCCCUGCAUACUUCUCUCUGAAGCAGGAAGGGAAGAAUAAAUCCUUUCCUAAAGCAGACACACUAAAAAGAAAGAGAAAGUGUUAAUGGUAAAUGUUAAUCAUGUAAACAAUAUCUAUACGAGUUUUUUUUGGGGAGGGUGAGUUUCCCUCAUCAAAAUAAUUACCUAGGCAUUAAAAACCACUAUUGACUGGUAUUAAUUACCAAUAUUGGUAAUUAAAUCCUCCUAGUUGGAUGAAUUGUUUUACUCCUUAUAGUGUCUUGUUAUCAAUUAUGGUCUAUGAUCCUCAAACAGAGGUAUUACUGAUACUGGGGAAUGCUACACUGCUUGGAUAUAUGAAAUACUUCUAAUUCAAACAAAACAGCAAAUAUCAGCAGUACAUCAAUAGUGUGCCUAUUGUAAAAAGUAGUUGUGUAUUUCAGUUGAUGUCUCAGUUCUAGAUCUGAAGUUGGUUUGCAUUUUCCUGUGUUUGGAGAGUGGAGGCAAUGUGUUGGUCGAACUGAAAAUAAGGAUCUGACAGACAUGACAGUUCAGUAGGCUCCCUGGCAGUGCACAGUGCUUUCUUCAUUUGGUAGCAUUCCAAUAUAGCCUUUAUCAAUAAGUUAGCACUAUUUGAUCACAGAGUUCUCUGGCCAUUCCUUUGUGUCAUCAUAUGUCCCAACUUGAAGCAGGAGAUGAUGUACAGGGCCUAGAAACCAGAAAACAUAGUUUGUAUCUUUGUAUGAGGAGAAUAUGCAAGAUUUGAAGUUUUCUUUCAGCAAUACUGGUUUUUUCUCAGUGAAAGGAAGUGUUUAUUUCCUAUAUAUUUAAGUGUAACAUUAUCCUAUAUGUAUGUUGACUGAAAAACAAAUAUGCCUCUGAUUUUAUAAGGCCUUUUCUCCAUGAGAGAGAUGCAGCUGCUCUUCCAUUCCCUCCCAGCAGCCAGACACAUGCUAUCCUGAAGCAAUAUUUCCUAAUCUAUUCUAUAAUAAACUAUAAGAAGGUCCCCUCUCCUCCCCCACACCCCAGUAAUUCAAGCAUUGUGUGGAGCAUCUCCUUUAGUGCCCACAUUUAUCACUGAAUUAAAUAUUUUUUAAAGAAUAUGUUUUUCUUCACUGCUAUAUAUUAGGGAAACAUACCUAAGAAAAUAAGGACUGAUUCUGGCAUACCUUUUCCAAUACUUGUGCCUAUGUUUACAGUGAGGAGUGCCAGAUGUGAGAUUUCAUAAUGUUGAAAUAGUCAAGUGUUCUGAAACCAAGUAGGAAUACAUACAUAGAAGCAGACAGCAGCAGACCUAAAUUAAUCCUGUUAUGAAUGUGGAAAUGAAACAGAUAAGAUUUUGAAAGAGACUCCAAAGGUUGAUUGUGGGAGAUGGUGGUGAACAGGACUCCAAAAUGCACUUACCAGUGGUGAGCAUAUUUGUAAGUUGCUGAGUGCAAAAUGAGAGGAGAGUGGAGAAGCUUGCCCUUGCAUUUCCACUCAGUUUUGGGUGUUGGAGACUUCAGAAAUCUAGCCACAAGUCCUUCCAUUUUCUCUAGGGGUUACCUUUGCAGCCAUUUGAGUUUCAGAGGCACUCUGAACUGCCCAGAUUUUUCACAAAGUUAGAAUACCGCCACAACAUGGCACAUCUGAAAUAUGAUCUUGCCCCUCUCCAGAUUGGAGAGUCAGAGUGGGUGGCAGACAGCUACAGAAUUUGACUAACUACAAAUUUUGGGUGCUGUUGAUGAAUGUUUGGGUUGGAGGAAUCGAAAAUAUAACUUGGCUGACAACAGAGUAACAAAAGAGGUUCUUGCUGAUUAGCACGUAUCAGAAAUUUGCUUUACUAUAACGUGAAUGUUUCUUUGAUAAGGUUCAGGUCUGAUGAGCAACAACACAGUAGGGAUAUUGACUGUUAUCGAUGGGGAGCUAAAUGUAGUUGGCAGGCCCUACUGUUUUUAAUUCCUAUGUCUUCUGGCAAGAAUCUAAAGGAUUUCUAUGAAAUUUUUCAAACUGUGUAAUUAUUUCUACUAAGUACUUGUUUAGCAUUGGCAGUAUACCAGGUGCUUAUUGCAAUAUUAACAGCUGCCAAAUUGCUGCAUACUUUCUGUAGUCAGAGCAUUGAAGGCUCCAAUGAAUCCUGGUGGGGAAUUCCUCUUAGCUGUAGGUGAUCAGUGCUACCACUAAUGUCAGUGAUUCUUUGGGUUUAGCCACAUUCUGUACUGACCACAAGAUGUCACUGUUAUACAAUGAAUUUAAUUCCCUCUGCAGCUGACUUCACUGAUGUUAAACAGGAGCUUCCAAGUGUCAUGGUGCUGAAUUCUCCUUUGGAUAUAAAUGCAAGUUAUAGUUCAUAUUUUAUGCACCCUGGCAUCUACUAAUGCUUUGUUCUUCCAUAAUAGUUCAGUGCACACUACAGCUUGACUAUUUAGCAAUAAAAGCAGAGCAGUUACUGUGCUUUCUCCAGGUUUCCCCGUUACAAAAGUUAAGUAUAUCAUAGGAGUCCACUGCAGGGAAGUAAAAAAAUCCAGAGAUCACUGGUGCCUAAAAAUUGGGACUAGUGACUGGAACUUGAAUUACUGUUGAGGUUAGGAAGUUAGUUUUUCAGUCCGGCUCCUGAUUUUACACAUACAAAAAUCGUAUCUUGCUCAAUGUUUGAGUACUUUUUUCUACUGCUCAGCUUUUGCGUGCACUACUGCAUUUUGUCUAAGUAGAAUGAGAUAUUUUCCCCAUGGUUAGGAAGGACAGCAAGAAAGAAGUUUUCUAACUAGAGACACAAAAGAACAGGCUUGGUUGCUAGAGAAUAUAUUUCUUAGUGAUCUGAGAAUUUCUAACAAUACUUUUGGUUUUUAAUUUGAAGUGGUUGAGCUUUGACAAUUUUUUUGCCAAUCUCCAUCAUUCCUGAAAUGUUUUCUGGGUCAUUUGGUGGGUGGGAUGGGAGGGACUGUAUUAUUGUAAUUAAGAUUGUAAAGAAUGUAAUUUGCCUAUUUGGGGGCAAAAGGAGAAGAGAGAACGUUCCUCUGGAUGAAGUCUGAUGUUUGACUUGCAAGCUGGAUCCUGGUCUCUGUCAAACAGCUGGAAUAUCUUCUGGUCAACAGGACUACGAGCGGUGACUGCAAGUGUCCUCUCACCAUCAAGCUGUGAAAAUACAUUACUGAAAAACUCUGGGAGGAAUCUGACAUUGUUUGGACUGCACAUGGCAGUGUCUGGCUGGAUAAAUGAAUUUCUCAAUUAGUUUUGAAAGGGAGCCGGCAUGAGUCUUCCACACCAUAGCAGACUGAACUUGUUAGUGUGGCAGGAAGCUACUGUCAAGAGGGCCCGUUAAUUGGAGAGGUAACACCUGAUAUAAGACUGACUGACUGACUGACUGACUGUGAAUUCCUCCUCGUGUGCUCUUCUAUUUUCCCCAACUGGGACUCAGGUACCUCACUUGGCUGCCUUUUCCACUGCUCCUGAAAAAACCCUGAUCACUUUCCUUGCCCAUGGAGCACAGCAUCAGGGAUCCUUUCCUCUACUCUUUUGCUGCUGCAAAGAGCUGGGUUUGAACUCUCCUGGUCAAUACUGGAAAGGGGAAUGCUAUUUAUUUUUAUAUUGUGUAUAUUUCGUCUUGGUCUACUGAUUCCCUGAGAGCGACAGUUACCUCAAUAGUUAGUUUAAUUUUCUGUGUUUGGGUAAUUUUUUUAAGGAUCCUUUUUUAAAAAAAUAAGCUUGAUCCUUGGAGAUCUGUAGAUUUUAUUUCCAUAAGAAUUUGUUAUUUUGUAUAAAGUAUGUUCUUAAAAUAGUA